Molecule: messenger RNA, 630 nt
Organism: Juglans microcarpa x Juglans regia
Lineage: Eukaryota; Viridiplantae; Streptophyta; Magnoliopsida; Fagales; Juglandaceae
Product: G-type lectin S-receptor-like serine/threonine-protein kinase RKS1
Exons: 2
Coding region: 1-630 (209 amino acids)
Source: RefSeq, a predicted model, not a curated record
AUGUACUCUCCUUCUAAACAGUUAUUGACUCCAUUAUUGCUUCUCUCUCUCCUUUUCCAAAUAAGCGUUUCCUUAGACACCAUAACGCCGGACGAGCCUCUUAAAGACGGUCACAUCCUCGUCUCCCACCGAGAAACGUUUGCACUUGGGUUUUUCAGUCCUGCAAAUUCUAGCCGUCGCUACGUCGGGAUUUGGUAUAACAAAGUGCCACUAAAAACGGUUGUUUGGGUCGCUAACAGAGACGACCCUCUCGACGACACUGCCGGUAUAAUCUCCAUCGACGGUCAUGGAAACCUCGUCAUCACUGAGACGAACCGAAGCAUCCCUAUCUGGUCUACCAACGCCUCUAUUGUCUCCGCGAACCAUUCCAUGGCUAGGCUCUUGGACACCGGGAACCUCGUUUUGGUUCAUCCAGAAAACCAGAGCAAUAUAUGGCAGAGCUUUGACUUUCCGACCGACACUUUGCUUCCGUUUAUGAAACUCGGGCUCGAUCGCCGUACUGGGCUGAACCGGUUCCUGACAUCUUGGAAGUCCAAAGAUGACCCAGGAACCGCUGUUCUUAUACGAGGGUGGGGCUCCUUUGUGGCGGGGCGGAUCAUGGACCGGACAAAGAUGGAGCGGCGUACCUGA